Molecule: messenger RNA, 222 nt
Organism: Funneliformis mosseae
Lineage: Eukaryota; Fungi; Glomeromycota; Glomeromycetes; Glomerales; Glomeraceae
Source: the annotation of a GenBank genome assembly
AAAGAUGUCGAUGAAUUAUAUCGAUUGAAUAUUUUAAAUGAACAAGAAAUUAAUGAAGCAGAUUUGACAGUAGAAGAAACUACUGAUUUCACGUCUAAAGAUCAAAGUACUGAUACUUUUCAUAGUGAUGAAGAAGACAAUGAACCAGUAAAUAAUGAUAAUUUCAAAGACUACUCCUAUUCUUCUUUUGAACCAUUCCAAGAUCUAAGUGCUACUUAUUAA